AUGAACACAAUUGCUCCAAAGUUGAUUGUUGUUGUUGGUGAGCUUGUUGGUGCUCGUCUUAUUGCUCACGGUGGUAACUUGAUAAAACUUGCAAAGCAUCCUGGAAGCACAAUACAAAUUAUUGGGGAAGAAAAGGCUCUUUUCAGAGCUUUGAAAACAAAGCAUGCAACCCCUAAAUAUGGGGUUAUCUAUGACACAUCCUUGAUUGGCCAGGCUGCCCCUAAUAACUGUAGCUUGGAGUUCUUGAAUUUGUCUAAGAACACUUUGACAGGAUCUAUUCCAAGCAAUGUUGGAGAAUUAAGAGCGAUGAAUGUUCUUGAUUUAAGCGAAAACAAGUUGAAUGGGAGCAUCCCUACUGAAAUUGGAAAAGCUACUUCUCUACAGGAGUUGAUACUGGAAAAGAACUUCAUUGAGGAGAUCAUACCUCCUUCUAUUGAGCAUUGCUCUUCACUCUCAGUACUCAUGCUGUCUUGGAAAGGGGAGUCGGGAUCUAGUCGGGUUAAGUCCCUUAACCCGAUUUACUCAGCCGUUGGGGAUCCGGCUAUGUUUAUUGAGCUUGCCGGCUUACCUCCGUCAGCGGAGGUGAAGAUUCCUGGUGCGGAUGAAGAAGCUCUCGACUGCCCGGAGGGGUAUGUAGUCAUGUACGAGUAUCCGUUCACAAUUGGCUUUAAAUUUCCUUUUACGCCACUAGCUAGGUCUUUCAUCGAGGUUUCCAUUUUGAGUCCGGGUUAG
Spinacia oleracea (spinach) is the source of this 732-nucleotide messenger RNA. RefSeq lists its product as uncharacterized. The transcript is spliced from 4 exons. Gene Ontology annotation, cellular component: box C/D methylation guide snoRNP complex; small-subunit processome. The coding region runs from base 1 to 732 and encodes 243 amino acids. Gene Ontology annotation, molecular function: protein binding; snoRNA binding. Lineage: Eukaryota; Viridiplantae; Streptophyta; Magnoliopsida; Caryophyllales; Amaranthaceae. The record is from RefSeq and is a predicted model, not a curated record.